AUUAGCAGCCGUGCUGGCAAGCCUCCUUACAACCCUUUAGACAUGUUGGCGUCCUUACGGAAAGCGGGCGCGGUAGCUCGUGCUGCAUCUGCGGGUCAGAAGCGUUUCCUGUCCAUCCACGAAUAUCAAUCCGUGAACCUUCUAAAUUCCUACGGUAUCCCAACGCCCAAGAGUGUCGCAGCCAAGACUCCGGAUGAGGCGUAUAAUGUCGCGAAGAACUUUGGUCAAGAUAACCUUGUGAUCAAGGCGCAGGUGCUCGCUGGUGGACGCGGAAAGGGCAAGUUUGACAAUGGGCUUCAGGGAGGCGUACAUAUGGUAGCGAGUCCCGAGCAGGCCAGAGAGUACGCCAGCAAGAUGAUCGGCGCGAAACUGAUCACAAAACAGACAGGAGCUGCAGGCCGAGUGUGCAAUGCUGUCAUGUUGGCUGAGCGCCGAGACCCUGCACAUGAAUACUAUGUCGCGGUCUUAAACGACCGUGCGACGGGUGGCCCGGUGCUCGUGGCGUCCGCCCAGGGGGGGAUGAAUAUCGAGGAAGUGGCUGCGAAAGACCCCAAUGCCAUCAUCACGGUACCUAUCGACUUUGAGAACGGCCUGGACAGGGCCACUGCACUUAACCUUGCUACCAAGCUGGGGUUCAAAGGCGAUCAGGCGAACCAAGAAGCUGCUGACAUUUUCAUCAACCUGUACAAGAUCUUCAAAGACAAGGACGCGACUCAAAUUGAGAUCAAUCCCAUGGCUGAGACGACUGACGGUCAUGUUCUCUGUAUGGAUGCUAAGUUCGGGUUCGAUGACAACGCUGAAUUCCGUCAGAAAGAUGUCUUUGCUCUUCGAGACAUCACGCAGGAGGAACCCUCUGAAGUCGAAGCUCAGAAGCACAAUCUCAAUUUCAUCAAGCUUGACGGUAGCGUAGGGUGUCUGGUUAAUGGCGCCGGUCUGGCUAUGGCUACAAUGGACGUCCUUUCGUUACAUGGUGGGAACCCUGCAAACUUCUUAGACGUUGGAGGUGGCGCUACGCCUGAAACAGUCAAGAAGGCUUUCGAGCUGCUUGUGUCGGAUCCGAAAGUCAAGAGUAUAUUCAUCAACAUUUUCGGAGGUAUCAUGCGCUGCGAUUAUAUCGCCGAAGGUGUAAUCAACGCAAGCAAGGAAUUGUCAUUGAAGAUUCCUCUGAUAGUACGGUUGAAGGGCACCAAAGAAACGGAGGCGAAGGAGAUGAUCCGUCAGUCUGGCAUGAAAAUCUACGCAUUUGACGGGCUCGAUGAAGCUGCCGAACAAGCCGUUCAGUUAGCUGCGUAGGCACACCACAGUGUCCCAUCUCGGCUUUAAUACCAUAUUAUUGGAGGAAUUGGGUAUUGCGUGGUUGAUAAAUAUUGGUGACAGAGAAGAACAACACCAUGGAAAACAUUGCAAGGAAAACAUCUCAGAUAAACAUGUUGCGAAGCGAGCUAAUUACCAUGCCGAUCUCGCGAAAGCAGUUGGUGCUGUUGAUGAGUAUCCAUUAAUCUGCUGAUGACCCGUAGGAUGAUGAGCUGCUGCUAUAUCGUAUGGCGAUCUUGGCUGGGUUUGCGGAGCAGGGACAGCAGCGUAUGAGUGACCCGGUGUAAGUGGUACAUGGGAUGUGUGAACCAUGACAGGACUGCCAGGGUAUAUAGAGGCGUGCGGAUUUGUCGGGGUACCAUGCGACAUACUGGGACUCAUCAUUGGCAUCCCUCCGGAACGAUGGGAAGAGCCGCUCGAUAGUUGAGCCGGGGGAUUCUGCAUAUGCGACGGUGGCAUGGUAUACAUCGGUGAAGAAGGAUAAGGAAUCAUCGGCGUUCCGUAAGGCGAAGGAACCGCUCUCAUCAUGCCUGCUCCUGCAGGCUGAGGUUGAACAGGGACCCAGACAGUUUGGCUAUACUGCGGUGGAUGUCCAUUUACUUGCAUACGACCAGGCACCGGGCUGGGUGCCAUAUGCGUCGGAUAGAUUACAGUAGGACUCGGAGAGCUGAGCAUCGGUGAAGGAUAUGGUCCAUACGUCGGCCGCAUUCCGGGAUGUUGGAGAGGAGGAUACGGUAAGCUCAUGGGACGUGGGACAGAUAAAUUGGACGGAGGGGACAAGGCCGUUCGUUGACUAGACGUACUAGCGCUGGCGGGGGACGAUGGUACUUGUUGGAAUGCUCGCGUAACAUCCUGUAUCGACAUGCGAGACGAAGGACCAGGGGCAGUGGGAGGAGGCGUUUCGCCAUCUUCUGACUUUACGUCGGGCACCGUAAACGGCAGAGCGGUUAGAUCGUCCGCGAUGCCCUCUAGUGAGUUUACAGAGGGCAGGUUAGCCUUAUCUGAUGCCUGCGACCAAACAAUCUUUAGAUGCUCUGGAUCAGGCCCGCGAGACGGUGAAUCUUUCAUAGGCAGCAUCAAAGACGAACUUCCCCAAGUGGGAUCAGCACUAUGAGAAGCUGUCGACGUGCUAUCCGUCUUUUUACCCGGUUCAUCCUGACUCCUCCUAUGAACUUGAUUCUGCCUAUCAACUGGAAGGGAUCGACCAUAAUCUGGUUGCUGAGCGUUGACGGCUUGAGUAGUGGGCGGAGGUGAUAGUUUCUCAGUGGUCGCUUUUCCAGAGGCUAAUUCGCUCGGUGCUUCGGCACGAUCUGAAACCUGAGAGCUCUUCAUUGACAUCGACUCAGAGUCAUCCAGCUCACUUGAGACCGUGAAGUUGACGCUAGGCUUCACAUCAGCUACGGCGAUGUUUACACGGGCGUCC
Messenger RNA from Gloeophyllum trabeum ATCC 11539, 2737 nucleotides. Its product is annotated as succinyl-CoA synthetase beta chain, SSC-beta. The record is from RefSeq and is a predicted model, not a curated record. Gene Ontology annotation, biological process: tricarboxylic acid cycle; succinyl-CoA metabolic process. Gene Ontology annotation, cellular component: mitochondrion; succinate-CoA ligase complex. The transcript is spliced from 10 exons. Lineage: Eukaryota; Fungi; Basidiomycota; Agaricomycetes; Gloeophyllales; Gloeophyllaceae. The coding region runs from base 43 to 1293 and encodes 416 amino acids. Gene Ontology annotation, molecular function: succinate-CoA ligase (ADP-forming) activity; ATP binding.